AUGAUCAAGAUGCUGGACAUUUAUUGAUUAGAACAUAUUUAGCUUGCUUAUCCGACGAAGCAUGUCAAAUGCUGGAAGAUGAAGGUCAUGUUUUAGAUAAAUCUAAACCCUUAUUUGAUUAUCCAUCUUAUUUUAAAGAAUUACAAAUUGGAAGUUUACAAAGCGCACUUGAACAAUGGUGGGCGAAAAAUACUGAUUACAGACUUCGAAAGAAAGCAAAUUUCACUACAUUAGAAGGGUUAAUCUUUGAAAUGUUAAUUAACGAAUCUAAUGGUUUAAGACUUUUAGAUUGUGGAACACGAAGUAGAUAUAAUAUGACUGACUGCACAUUAUUCACAGGAAUUCAAAAAGCUGUUGCAAGAAUUUAUGAAUUAAGAAUAAACUGUUCAAAUGUGGAUCAAGGUCAAUUAACGAAUCUUUUAUCAAUUAUAAUCGAAAAUUCACAAAACAUUCAUCGAUUAGUAAUAACUCCUCAUCAUGAUGGUUCGAUUGCUCAAAAAAUUCCAAAACUUAUAGAAGCUCAACAAUCUUUAAACCAAUUUAGUAUGGUUUCUUCAUUGGCCGGCCUAUUUAAUCCUUCAAGAUCUGCUUCGGUAUUCUCUGCUCUUACUAGUCAAAUUAAAUCAUUGACACAUGCUGAUUUGAGAAAGAUUUAUAUUGAUGGAAAUUCAUUACAGAUAUUAGCAAAAUGUCAUAAUUUAACAUCUUUAUAUUUGGUAAAUUGUUAUCAAGAAGAAGAUAUUACACUUUCGGAUUCUUUAUUUAAAACCGCUCAACUUAGUAUAAAAAAAUUAGUUUUGAAUCAUGAUCAUCAUAAUAGUGUUAAAGAUGGUUUAUCACACAACACAUGCACUUCAAUAAUUAUGAUGUCUGCUCAAACUUUACAAGAAUUAUCAAUUGAUUUUAUAGAUCAAGAUUUGGUUGAGAUCCUUAGUACUCAAAUUCCACAUUUAGUAUCAUUCGCUAUUCGCACAACUCCUAUACCAUUACUUAAAUGGAUUUCUACCUCAACUUUAACACAUUUGGCGCUUAGCGAUGUAGGACCAAACACUUGUAUGUUCACCAUAGCACCCCUUAAACAAGUUGGACAAUUAUUACCGCCAACAUUAACACAUUUACAAUUGGAAUGCCGAUACAAUAUUGCACCAGAAAGUAUGGGUGGAUUAUUGGAUGAAUGUCAAGCACCAUUGAAAGUGUUAAGUUUAGAUGUAGAAAAGUUUGAUGAUACUCUUUUAGAAGUUGUUGCAGAUUAUUCUCGAGAGAAUGGAAAAUGUGUCAGGGAAUUGAGGAUUGCAAAAGAUACGAGAUUGCAUUUUGAUUAUGGAUUGUGUAAGAAGUUGCAAUCAGUUAUUCCGUCAAUCAAUCAAGAUUAUUUAGACCCUUGGCCUUUACUUAUCGGUGAGUAA
Dentiscutata erythropus is the source of this 1406-nucleotide messenger RNA. The record is from the annotation of a GenBank genome assembly. NCBI's taxonomy places the organism in Eukaryota, Fungi, Glomeromycota, Glomeromycetes, Diversisporales, Gigasporaceae.